Messenger RNA from Chelonus insularis, 485 nucleotides. RefSeq names its product V-type proton ATPase subunit e 2-like. NCBI's taxonomy places the organism in Eukaryota, Metazoa, Arthropoda, Insecta, Hymenoptera, Braconidae. The transcript has 4 exons. The record is from RefSeq and is a predicted model, not a curated record. Gene Ontology annotation, cellular component: proton-transporting V-type ATPase, V0 domain; plasma membrane proton-transporting V-type ATPase complex. Gene Ontology annotation, biological process: proton transmembrane transport. Gene Ontology annotation, molecular function: proton-transporting ATPase activity, rotational mechanism. Bases 152 to 412 code for a protein of 86 amino acids.
UAUUUCACUAGUGUCGUCUACUGAACGCCCAUCAAAUUUUGCUCCAAAAGUCACUAAAUGUUAUUGUGUUAACGAAUAUCCUUCAGCAUUAAAUAAAUAAGUAGUAUUUAAGUUAUUUAACGAAAAAAAAAGAUAUUUUUAAAAUAAAAAAAUGGGUGUAUCACCAAUUCCCGUUUGCUUUUUCACACUUUUUUGGGGUGCUAUUGGAAUAGUUUUACCAUUUUUUGUUCCAAAAGGGCCAAAUCGAGGAAUUCUUCAAGUUAUUUUGAUGUUAACAGCAUUUACAUGCUGGCUAUUCUGGCUAUGUUGUUAUAUGGCACAAAUGAACCCACUUAUAGGACCAAGGUUAUCGAAUACCACAUUAUUGCUUAUAUCUAGAGAAUGGAAUGGAGUUACCAUCAAGAGUAUGUAAUGAAAUAAUACAAAUACAUAUAUCAAUGUGAAUAAUUUUACUGUUAAAAUAUCCAUCAUUCCGUAUUAUUUAU